Poecilia reticulata (guppy) is the source of this 1143-nucleotide messenger RNA. RefSeq names its product delta(4)-desaturase, sphingolipid 2 (gene degs2). Gene Ontology annotation, biological process: ceramide biosynthetic process; sphinganine metabolic process. Gene Ontology annotation, cellular component: membrane. The record is from RefSeq and is a predicted model, not a curated record. Gene Ontology annotation, molecular function: sphingolipid delta-4 desaturase activity. Lineage: Eukaryota; Metazoa; Chordata; Actinopteri; Cyprinodontiformes; Poeciliidae.
GAUACUGCCAGAGUUUUGAUGACACACUGAACUCAGCAACGCCAGAUUCCUCACACCGGGAGAGGAGAGCGACCAGAGCCAUGGGGAAGACAGGUGGCAGAGCCGACUUUGAGUGGGUCUACACCGACCAGCCGCACACCGCCCGCAGGAAGGAAAUCCUGGCCAAAUAUCCAGAAAUCAAGACCCUGAUGGGUCCAGACCCCCAGCUGAAGUGGGUUGUGUCCGGCUUGGUUCUGAUCCAACUUGUCGCCUGCUACCUGGUCCACGACCUCUCCUGGAAGUGGGUCUUCUUCUGGGCCUACGGCUUUGGCGGGUGCAUCAACCACUCACUGACUCUGGCCAUUCAUGACAUUUCUCACAACGUGGCUUUCGGGAACAAGCUUGCGAAGUGGAACCGCUGGUUCGCCAUGUGGGCCAACUUGCCCAUCGGGCUUCCCUACUCCGCCUCCUUCAAGAAGUACCACAUCGACCACCACCGGUACCUGGGCGGCGACCAGCUGGAUGUGGACAUCCCAACAGACUGGGAGGGAUGGUUCUUCUGCACGCCGGCUAGGAAGGUCCUCUGGCUCUUUCUGCAGCCGUUUUUCUACGCCUUGAGGCCGCUGGUGGUCAACCCCAAACCGGUGGGUCCGAUGGAGAUCCAGAACACAGUGGUGCAGCUCCUAGCAGACGCCGUCAUCUUCUACUUCUGGGGGGUAAAGCCGAUUGUUUACCUCAUUGCUGGAUCUAUUUUGUGCCUGGGGAUCCAUCCGUUCUCUGGACACUUCAUAGCGGAGCAUUACAUGUUUCUGAAGGGACACGAGACGUAUUCGUACUACGGGCCGCUGAACUUCCUCACCUUCAAUGUUGGAUACCACAUGGAGCACCAUGACUUCCCCAGCAUACCUGGCAGUAAACUACCUCAGGUGAAAAAGAUCGCAGCGGAGUAUUACGACUCGCUGCCGCAGCACAACUCCUGGUUCCAGGUGCUGUGGGACUUUGUGUUCGACGAAAACAUCAGCCCUUACGCCAGAAUCAAGCGGGAGUACAAGCUAAGCAAGCUGGAAUAGAUUACUAGUGAUAUUUAUACAGAAAAGUUAAAUAAAACUGUUAUACUGCUACUUGCACUGCAAAAACACAAAAUCCUACAGCGCAUUUUAGUCC